Messenger RNA from Peronospora belbahrii, 1647 nucleotides. Lineage: Eukaryota; Oomycota; Peronosporomycetes; Peronosporales; Peronosporaceae. The record is from the annotation of a GenBank genome assembly.
AUGGAGCUGUUGUCUCGGGUAACAAUUUCAGAAUACUUGCAAGAUACCGAGCAUUUUUGUGCCCAAGAGCAGAAGCGUUGUGAAGAAAGAUUGCAUCGGACCACUGUUAUUCAACUUCGACAAGUUUGCUGUCAUGUCUUGGUUGGCAAGCAUGCUGAUCAGAUUUGUGAAGAUGCGGCGACCUUUUUGGUCAAUAACCAGAAGGAAGAUUUGCGUCGCCUAUUUUCUCUAUUCUCAGAGUUGACCAACGAAAAUGCACUUAUGUCUUUUAAGAAUAUCCUGAAGAAGUACAUUGAGCGGAGCGGUCUUGAGGUCGUGCAAAAAUUCCAGCAGGAAGAUGCGACUAAGAAUCCAGAGAGAUACAUUGAAGCUCUGAUGAAAGUUCGCAACAAGUACUUUGACCUGAUCAAAGAUGCAUUUGGCUUUCACCCGCUGAUGCGGACCGCGCUUGAUCAGGCAUGCCGGACAUUUGCAAAUUCCCACCCGCGACUUCCUGAAUUAUUAGCAAAGUACACUCACUAUCUGAUGUCACAUGAGAAUAAAUGCGGAGCUAGUCGAGCACUGCUUUUGCCAGGAUUACCACGAUCGACGCUUAGUUUGGAUGAUAUGUUGGAGCAAAAAAUUGAAAACAUCAGUGUGGUAUUUUGUCUCAUCGAUGACAAAGACGUUUUCAAGAAAUACUACUCGAAGUUUUUGGCAAAGCGGCUUAUCAAAGGCACUUCUGUGUCAAGUGAUAUGGAAGUGUUGCUGAUUCUCAAGCUGCGCGAUAUUUGCGGGUGUGAUUUUGUUUCAAAAUUGCAGAAGAUGCUAAAGGACAAAAUGCUAAGCAAGGAGUUAUUGCAUUCGUUCUCUGCUUGGCUGGAAGAGAAAGAUACCGAGCUGCGCUCUGAGGACGCGUCUAACGCUUCUGCUAUUGAGCUCCACCACACGGUAACGUAUUAUUGCGACGUUCUUACGGCUGGAGCUUGGCCUAUAUCAAGUGCAGCUGCAGAGCACAAGAUUAUUCUGCCGCCUGCCUUUGAAGCUCAUACCCGCCUGUUCACAAAGUUUUACACCGGAAGGAGCACCGGUCGGAAACUGCUAUGGGUUCACAAUCUUUCGUUUGGGAUGAUACAAAGUCACUGCUUUGAAAAGCGCUACGAGUUUUUGCUGAGCUUUUACCAGAUAUUGGUUCUCCUGCAGUUCAAUACAGCAACGGAAAUUGCACGAUCCGACAUGGUCCGAUUAACCAAUAUCCCAGAAAAAGAUUGUACACACCACAUGGCUAGCCUCGUUAAGUUGAAAUUGCUUACUUCAAACGGAGCUAUUGAGAACCCGACGUAUGCAAUCAAUUUCGGAUUUACCAGUCGUAAACUUCGACUUUCCGCUGUUCCAAACACUCCAGUCGAAUCGCCGAAGACUGUUAAGGUUACACCCCGUGAGGUUGCAGAAGACCGCAAGAUGUCGCUGCAAGCAGCAAUCGUGCGUGUUCUUAAGACACGUCGGGACAUUCAUCAAGCACAACUGGUUAAUGAAGUAAUUCAGAUGCUUGUCAAUCAGUUUGUACCUACAGCCACGGCCAUUAAGCAAAACGUAGAAAUUCUUAUCCAGAAAGAGUACUUGCGCCGCCACGAUGACGACCAAGCAAGGUUUCUUUACGUGGCGUAA